Paramormyrops kingsleyae is the source of this 1284-nucleotide messenger RNA. RefSeq names its product syntaxin-5-like. Gene Ontology annotation, molecular function: SNARE binding; SNAP receptor activity. NCBI's taxonomy places the organism in Eukaryota, Metazoa, Chordata, Actinopteri, Osteoglossiformes, Mormyridae. Gene Ontology annotation, biological process: intracellular protein transport; vesicle fusion; endoplasmic reticulum to Golgi vesicle-mediated transport. Gene Ontology annotation, cellular component: SNARE complex; Golgi membrane; endomembrane system. The record is from RefSeq and is a predicted model, not a curated record.
ACGCGCACUAGUAGACGUGGCGGUGACGUCAACAUCCGGGGAGUGAACCGGAGCGAAUCCCCAAACACCGAUACGGGAGAUUCUGCUUAUAUAGAGCGAAACAAGGAUUUACCGGUGAUGUGGUGGAACCUUCAUGAUCACACAUCGCCGCCACGGUCCUAAUACCAGUGAGCAGGGGGUGUAUCUUGGGGCCUCCCACACAAAGUUGCAGCUGAUCCAUCUGCAAGACACACCCACCCUGGCCACCGCCCCACUGCCGAACACCAGCACCAUGUCUUGCCGGGAUAGGACUCAAGAGUUCCUCUCUGCAUGCAAGUCCCUGCAGGGUCGACAGAAUGGGAUCCAGACAAAUAAGCCAGCUCUCAAUGUCAUCAAGCAACGCAGUGACUUCACACUGAUGGCUAAGAGAAUUGGAAAAGACUUGAGUAACACUUUUGCCAAACUGGAAAAGCUUACUAUACUUGCCAAAAGGAAAUCUUUGUUUGAUGACAAAGCUGUGGAGAUUGAGGAGUUAACAUAUAUCAUUAAACAGGAUAUCAACAGCUUAAAUAAGCAGAUAGCACAGCUGCAGCAGUUGGGGCUGUCUCGGACCGGCCAGGAAGGCAAGCACGUGCAGACGCAUUCCAACAGCAUUGUCGUAUCAUUGCAGUCAAAGCUUGCGUCUAUGUCGAACGACUUUAAAUCAGUACUGGAAGUCAGAACAGAGAACCUGAAGCAGCAGCGCAGCAGGAGGGAGCAGUUCUCUCAGGCUCCCCUCUCUGCUUCCGCUGUACAUGCUGCCAGCUUCAAGAGUUCAGUGUUGAUGCAGGAUGAAUCGAGAAGAUCGAAUGAGGUCUCCAUAGACAUGGACCCCCGUGCCAGUCAGCAGCUUCAGCUCAUAGAUGAACAGGAGUCGUAUAUCCAGAGCCGAGCUGACACCAUGCAGAACAUCGAGUCCACCAUUGUGGAACUGGGCUCCAUCUUCCAGCAGCUGGCACACAUGGUCAAGGAGCAGGAGGAGAUGGUGCAGAGAAUUGAUGCUAAUGUAGAAGACAGUCAGCUCAACGUGGAGGCUGCCCACGCAGAGAUCCUUAAGUACUUCCAGUCCGUCUCCUCCAACCGCUGGCUGCUGAUCAAGAUUUUCUUCAUCCUGAUGGUGUUCUUUAUUGUCUUUGUCGUCUUCUUCGCCUGAAGAGGGAUCGGGUGGCGGAGGGAUGCAUCGGGGGGGGUAUGGGGUGCGCACAGUCACACAUACCGGAAGGAGAGAGGAGUGAAAGGAGGAAGAUGAGAGUGUGGGCAGCUCUU